This is a messenger RNA of Myotis davidii, 1417 nucleotides long. It is a transcript of the gene CELA1, whose product is annotated as chymotrypsin like elastase family member 1. Gene Ontology annotation, molecular function: serine-type endopeptidase activity. Gene Ontology annotation, biological process: proteolysis. Lineage: Eukaryota; Metazoa; Chordata; Mammalia; Chiroptera; Vespertilionidae. Bases 482 to 1282 code for a protein of 266 amino acids. The record is from RefSeq and is a predicted model, not a curated record. The transcript has 8 exons.
CACACGUCCCAUCUCCCUCUGUGCACUCGGAGAUGUUGCUGACCCUUCCUCCCUCUUGCUAGUCACUCUUCCCUCCUCCAAUCCUCUUUUGCCCCCACCUCCUAGUGCACGGGAUAGGUCUCUGUGCUGGCAGUGCCACUGAGGACAGUGAGGCAGUGACACGCUACUAGGGGAGCACCCUGAAGGGAAAACCAGUCCAGGUUCUCCAUCUUACUUCUGGAAAAGACUUUGUUGGAUGCUUUUCAACUAAAAGUAGAUAAUUAAUUUAGCCCUGACCUUGUUCUGUCUUUGAAUAACAGAUAAAUUCGUUUACUUGAAAAGAAAUCUUUUCAUUUGUAUUUCCAUGUCACCUGUGAUUUUCCCUGCCUUCCACCCGCAGCCCUGCCAACUGGCAGGAAGGUUAGCAAAGCUGCUGAUAAGAGGAGUAUAAAAAGCCUUGGGUCAUGGUAAGGGGCCACUUGUGGUCUACUCCACUGGCAACAUGCUGAGCUUCCUCGUCUUUGCCACCCUGGUCCUUUAUGGACACAGCACCCAGGAUUUUCCGGAAACCAACGCCCGGGUAGUUGGAGGGAUUGAGGCCCGAAAGAAUUCCUGGCCCUCUCAGAUUUCCCUCCAGUACUGGUCCAGAGGUAACUGGUAUCACACCUGUGGAGGGACCCUCGUCAGACGGAACUGGGUGAUGACAGCUGCUCACUGUGUGGACAGCCAAAUGACGUUCCGUGUGGUGGUUGGAGACCACAACCUGAGUCAGAACGAUGGUACUGAGCAGUACGUGAAUGUGCAGAAGAUCGUGGUGCAUCCAUACUGGAACAGCAAUAACGUGGCUGCCGGCUAUGACAUCGCCCUGCUGCGCCUGGCCCAGAGCGUUACCCUCAACAACUACGUCCAGCUGGGUGUUCUGCCACGGGAGGGAACCAUCCUGGCUAACAACAGUCCCUGCUACAUCACAGGCUGGGGCAGGACCAGAACCAAUGGACAGCUGGCCCAGACCCUGCAGCAGGCUUACCUGCCCACUGUGGACUACGCCACCUGCUCCAGCUCCUCCUACUGGGGCUCCACUGUGAAGAACACCAUGGUGUGCGCCGGAGGAGAUGGAGCUCGCUCUGGAUGCCAGGGUGAUUCUGGAGGCCCCCUCCACUGCUUGGUGAAUGGUCAGUACACUGUCCAUGGAGUGACCAGCUUUGUGUCCAGCCAGGGCUGUAAUGUCUCCAGGAAGCCCACCGUCUUCACCCGGGUCUCUGCUUACAUCUCUUGGAUGAAUAACGUCAUUGCCAACAACUGAACAUCUUCCUAAGUACAACAGCCAUGCCAAGAUAAUUCUUUAAUUCGCAGCAGGACUUGAGGCCAUCAAGAAAAAAACAUUCUAGGAGACUAUUGAACCAGAUACAGAAAUGCAAAUAAAACUGCAUACACAUUA